This is a messenger RNA of Komagataella phaffii GS115, 1470 nucleotides long. RefSeq lists its product as hypothetical. The transcript has a single exon. The record is from RefSeq and is a predicted model, not a curated record. The coding region runs from base 1 to 1470 and encodes 489 amino acids. Gene Ontology annotation, biological process: cellular response to biotic stimulus. Lineage: Eukaryota; Fungi; Ascomycota; Pichiomycetes; Pichiales; Pichiaceae.
AUGAGCCAAACAGAGAGCACUAAGGGUGUUAAGAUUACCAAUUACGCCGCCAUUAAGAACGCCCCUCUUCCAGCGGAUGGACCAGGUGCUAAGAACUUCUCCAACUGGCUCCUGCUCGGUCUGUUGACUGGGGUUCCACUGUUUGUCACUCGCAAAUUCCAUGGUGGACUUAAGACUUUUAUUUUCUUUUUCAUUCUCUUUGCAAUCCCAAUUCUGAUGGCUUAUUGGACUGUGUUAUCUUCUUAUUCCCCAAGAUUGAAUGAGAAGGUUCAAUUCCCAAAUAGGGGCGUCGAACACUACCUUAAAUUUCACGAUGACCAGUUAGCUGCUAGGUACCAGGGUCAAAACAAGAUUCCUAUGGAAACCUUCCAUGAACUGUAUUUUGAAGGUAAGGUUUCUUUCAAGGGUGAUGCUUUGGAUGCUCUUGAAUACAGGCAUGAUUGGGCAUCCUUCAGAUUUACUCUGUCUCUGUUUCGUUUCUUCUUGUUGGGAAUGAUCCCUGAAGUUAUCAUGCAUUCCCGAUCCCAAGAUGAAGAACAAGUUAGAGAUCACUAUGACCGUGGUGAUGACUUUUACUCCUGGUUCUUAGGUGAUAGAAUGGUCUACACCUCUGGUUUGAUCUCUGAUGUCAACAAAGAUGAAUCUCUGGAAGAAUUGCAAGACAAUAAGCUUAAAACUGUUUGUGAAAAAAUUCAAUUGAAGGAAGGAGAAUACUUGCUUGAUCUCGGAUGUGGCUGGGGAACUUUGGCUGCCUUUGCUUCGUCUCAAUAUGGAGCCAAAGUCACUGGAAUUACACUUGGUAAGAACCAAACAAAAUAUGGUAACGAUAAAAUCGCUUCUUUUGGCGUUGAUGAAAAGCAAUCUAGGAUUCUUUGUCACGAUUAUAGAGAUACUCCUCUUCCUAAAGAUGAAAACGGAAACACGACUAAAUAUGACAAGAUUACUUGCCUUGAGAUGGCCGAGCAUGUUGGAGUUAGAAAAUUCCGUUCUUUCUUGCAACAAGUUUACGAUAUGUUGGACGAUGAUGGUGUUUUUUUCUUGCAAUACGCCGGAUUGAGAAAGUCGUGGCAAUACGAAGACUUGAUCUGGGGUCUGUUCAUGAACAAGUACAUUUUUCCAGGUGCUGAUGCUUCUACUCCAUUAGACUUUGUCGUUUCUGCACUGGAAGCUACCGGUUUUGAGACUGUAUCCAUUGACAACAUUGGCGUGCACUACUCUGCUACUCUUUAUAGAUGGUACAAAAACUGGCUGUCCAACAGAGACAAUGUUGUCAACAAAUAUGGUAUCAAAUGGUUCAAGAUUUGGGAGUACUUUUUAGCUUCUUCCACUAUCAUCUCGAGACAAGGUUCAGCUACAUGCUAUCAAAUAGUUUUGAGGAAGAACCUCAACUCUUACGACAGGGCUGGUUAUAUUUCCACUCAGGAAGGUUUACAGGGUCCAAUUUCUAGAAAGACUGACUGGGUUAAAUAG